GUGGAUUAACACAGCCCAACGCCAAGAAGGAGGAGGCUCGCAUCGCAAGGAACCAAAGCAAACCCCAGCAGAGCAAAACUCCGCCAUCGAGUCCCAGAGGAAGAGAGCAGAGGGAGGGAGGACACGUUACAGGCUGCAGUAUGUUCUCCUCGGUGAAGCCCUACGAAGGCCAGCAGUUUGCGGCUUUGAGGAAACAGUGCCAGCAGAACAGGACGCUGUUUGAAGAUCCCCUCUUCCCCGCUGUGGACCAGUCUCUGUUCUACCACGGCAACCGCAUCGGCAAAGUCACCUGGAAGAGGCCCAAGGAACUGUGUGAUGACCCCCACCUGUUUGUUCAUGGUAUCAGUGCUCAUGACCUGCACCAGGGGCAGCUGGGAAACUGCUGGUUUGUGGCCGCCUGUUCCAGUCUCGCCUCCAGAGAAGCUCUGUGGCAGAAAGUGAUUCCUGACUGGAAAGACCAGGAAUGGGAGCCGAACCGGCCUGAGUCGCACGCGGGGAUCUUUCACUUUCGCUUCUGGCGUUUUGGAGAGUGGGUGGAUGUGGUCAUCGAUGAUCGACUGCCUACUGCCAACGGCAAACUGGUCUACUGCCAUUCAAACGACAGUAAUGAAUUCUGGAGCGCGCUGGUGGAAAAAGCCUACGCCAAGAUGUAUGGCUGUUAUGAGGCACUGGACGGUGGGAACACGGCGGAUGCUCUGGUGGAUUUCACAGGAGGCGUGUCGGAGCCCAUCGACCUGCUGGAGGGACAUUUUGGUCAGGAGGAGGAAGCGCGGAACCAGCUGUUUGAGCGUGUCCUCAAAGUCCACAACAGAGGAGGCCUCAUCAGCUGCUCUAUCAGAGCGACCUCUCAGGCAGACAUGGAGGCUCGUCUGGACUGUGGUCUGGUCAAAGGUCACGCCUACGCGGUGACGGACGUGCGGAGAGUUCGUCUGGGUCAUGGCCUUUUGGCCUUCUUCAAGUCUGAAAAGCUGACCAUGAUCCGCAUGCGGAACCCCUGGGGGCAGCGAGAGUGGAACGGACCGUGGAGUGACAGUUCAGAGGAGUGGCAGAGGGUCAGUAAGAGUGAAAGGGAGAAGCUGGGGGUCACUGUGGAGGACGAUGGGGAAUUCUGGAUGACAUUUGAGGACUUUUCCAAGCACUUCACUGACCUGAUCCUGUGCCGGCUCAUCAACACAUCCUACCUGAGCAUCCAUAAGACCUGGGAGGAGGCCAUGUUGUUUGGGUCUUGGAGUCGCCAUGACGACCCACUGAGAAACCGCUCAGGAGGCUGCAUUAACAACAAAACCACUUACCUCCAGAACCCACAGUAUGUAUUUGAUGUGAAAAAGCCGGAGGACGAGGUGUUGAUCUGUCUGCAGCAGAAGGACAGGAGAGCUCGUUCUAAAGAUGGAAAAGGAGAAAACCUGGCCGUUGGCUUCGACAUUCAAAAGGUGGAGCUGAACCGGAUUUAUCGCAUGCACACGAGCCAGCAGAAAAUGUGCAGCUCCAUCUACAUCAACUCCCGCAGUGUGUUCGUGCGCAAAGACAUGAAAGAGGGCCGAUAUGUAAUCAUCCCCACCACCUUUGACCCCGGCCUGCAAGGAGACUUUCUGCUACGAGUCUUCACAGAUGUGCCUUCAGACUGCAAAGAACUGACCACGGAUGAGCCUCCGCAGACGUGCUGGACGGGGCUGUGUGGGUAUCCACAGCUGGUCACACAGGUGCAUGUGAUGAAGGCUGUGGGGCUGCAGGGUCAGGACUCGGAUGGAUCGUCUGACCCGUAUGUUAUCAUCAGCUGUGAAGGGGAGAAAGUGCGGUCCCCCGUCCACAAAAGCACCCUGAGUCCGGACUUCGAUGUGAAGGCGUUGUUCUACAGAAAGAAACCCAAACAGGGCAUCCUCAUUGAGAUCUACAACAAGAACGUCCUGAACGACUCAUUUAUGGGUCAGAUCCGUCUGAGCGGUGACCUGUCGGACCUGCAGCAGCACCACACUGUCCACCUGCGGGGCAAAGGCAGCCGGCAGGGCAGCGACCUCCCGGGCAUGCUCAGCGUGAGCGUCAUCACCAGCAACGCCCUGACCAACAUCUGAGACCCGUCAGGCCGGCCCAAACCGGACCAUCACCAUGGCGAUCAUGUGUCAUGCACACCUGUGGUAACUCGGAGCACUUUCGUGCGUUGAGGUGUAGUGUAGAUACCUGAAUACUUCAAACAGCUUCUUCUGGCUACUUCUGUCUAAAGUACCUCAGUGGCCUUUUUAGCUCAUUUACAAAAUUAUUAUAUUAAUAAUUGACUUUUAGUGGAAUAUUUCGGUCAAAAAAAGCUGAUGUUGCUAGCAAAUGAAUGAAAGUGAAUAGCCACACACAUUCGCACUUGUCUGUGGCUACUAGCUUCCAUUUGUUGUUAGCAGUGUUAGUUUGUUUGGUCAAGCUCUUCCUUUAAUGAGUCUCGUUUACAUCUACUCCUGGACCAAAAACUUCGUCUUUCAGCUGUUUAUUUCAGAUGUUAUAUUUUCUAAUUUCAAGCGCUUGAUUGAAAACGAUGCUACUUUGCAGUUCUCUAAAUGUUGGGAAUUGUGUGCGAUUACCGUGUUGCCUUUCAUUUGCCAACCAACCAUCCAAAGUCAUUAAGUGCUGGACAGUCAUUAAACUUGUUUACACAAUACGAUUAGUACUCAGGACAUGUAGGUACUCAGUAUAUAGAUAACUCAGCAUUGCAGGGAAUUACUGUAGUCUGUGUUCAGCAUAUCCAAAUGUUCUCCAGGCUAAAUUACACCUGGACUUAUUCUGUGAACCAGACAGCCAAUCGGAUUGCUGGAAUCAGGUUCAGAAGUGCCUGAAUAAAAGGGGAAUUCCACCAAUCUUCCAAAAUUUCUGCCUCAGUUGUUGAGCCAUUCAGAGUGAUUCGAUAGGAAAUGGUUUAUUGUAGAGAAGCUUGUUGGUGGUGAAUGAAACCAGAACUCACAAUGUCUGCAACACAAAUAUAGCCAUUUUAUUUACUAUCUAAAACCACCAGUGAAUCUGCAUGUUUUUCUGAGCUUUACAUCGUCAUUGUGCCAAAAAAGUAUCUCCAAUGGUGACUUAACAGGAGCAGACUAAAAACGUUCUUAACUUUUAAUGUAUGUUAUUGUAAUGAGAUUUUUUCCAAGCAACUGGGCCACUUCUAUUGGUCCAUUUUUCGAAAAUUAUCAAAUGAUGUAAAGAGCAGCUGCUCUGCUCAAAUGAUGCCGAAAAAUCUAAAUCAACAGCAAUGAUAUAUACUGUUAAUAAGACUGAAAUAGUGGUAAAUUUGAAAAAAGGUUUUGCCUUUUGUCUUACAGUACCCUGCAUGUACCUCUCCACCAUGAAUGGCAUUGAAAAAAUAAGUUUUAAGCCCAAAUCUUAUCUCAAUACUACUGAAAAACUGUCUCGGGCAUCAGGCUGCAUAUUCAUAACCAUUUCAUGUAAUAACUUUCUGUGAGGGAGCUUUUAAGAGGACAUCUGGUUCCUAUCACCACCACUGUGAACAAUUCUGAGCCGGUAAGUUUCUCUAGAACAGAGCAUUUCACACCAAACCGCUCUGAAUGACUCUGUUUACAUCUUAACCAUUUUUAUUAUGAAACAAAAUUUGUAAAAAAUUGGUGGACUUCCCCUUUAAAAGGUUAAGUGAAAGUUCAUGCUGGGCUUCACACUGCUCCAAAGCCUAUAAACUAAUGUAUACAGUUUACGCUGAAUCAGAAGUGCCAACAUAAGCAGGAGGUACCACUAUAAUGUAAUAACCAAAGAUGACCACUUGGUGGCAGCAUAUAAUCAAAGUUAAAAGAGUACUAUUUCUACUAUGGGAGAAGGUUUUAUUCUAAUGAAGUCUUGUGUGUUUACUUUUUUUGUUUACUCUGUUGUCUUAAUAAAGUGAAAUGUCUUCUGAUAUAAAAUAUACUCUUUAAGCACUACGUAUGUUUUUUAGAAGUACUUUAUUAUAUAUUUUAUACAUCUGUAGUUAUAUGUAAAUUUCUUCUGCCAAAUGAGAAUGUUCCUGUUUAAGAGACUUCAUGAUGUUGACACAAACAUUUCACUGGAGAUAUGAGACAAUCUGUUUACUGUCCUGCUAUGACUAAAUUACCAAAUAAUUAAAGAGCUUGUGUUUUUGUUUUUUAAUGAUGUACUGUGCCUGCUCUUGGACUGGAAGUGGACAGGAGAGUAAGAAUAAAGCUGAAUGAGAUUAGGCUGUAAUAUCUGCAUGUUUAAGUGUUUACCAAAGAAGUGCCUCGUUUAUGUCCUACUUCAUCUCUGUCACUUUACUCUCUUUCUUUCAUUGUCUCACCAUCGUUUACUUGUUCUCGUUUACUUGUUCUCAUUUACUCUUUCUGUUGUUUAUGUUGUCUCUUUUGUUUACUCCAUCUCUCAUUUACUCUGUCUCUAGUUUAUUCUCUCUAGUUUACUUAUUCUCGUUUACUCUUUUUCUCGUUUACUCUGUUUUUUGUUUACUUUUUCUUUUUUUACUCUCUUUUUCUUUUGUAUUAUAAGGCUUUUUCAGUGAACUCAUUUUUUCUGCAAGUUUGGACAAUUUCUUGUCAAAGUUGUAAAAGUUUGUAAAUUGACAAGACUUAAUGUCUUAAACAGCGUUAAAUCUGAAAACCCUCUACUUAUAAUAUUCUGUUUGUAACACAAUGCCAAACUUUUUUUAAGCUGAAUGUUUGUAGGCAAGCAGAGGAUGAGGUGUAACAUGUAUCCCCAUUGCCAGUUUUAUAUUUGUGUAUCCAGUAAAGUGAAAUCUGAAAUAAAGUUAACUGAAUUAA
Colossoma macropomum (tambaqui) is the source of this 4751-nucleotide messenger RNA. RefSeq names its product calpain 5a (gene capn5a). Gene Ontology annotation, cellular component: cytoplasm. The record is from RefSeq and is a predicted model, not a curated record. Bases 141 to 2069 code for a protein of 642 amino acids. Gene Ontology annotation, molecular function: calcium-dependent cysteine-type endopeptidase activity. The transcript has 13 exons. Gene Ontology annotation, biological process: proteolysis. Lineage: Eukaryota; Metazoa; Chordata; Actinopteri; Characiformes; Serrasalmidae.